Molecule: messenger RNA, 2435 nt
Organism: Salvelinus fontinalis (brook trout)
Lineage: Eukaryota; Metazoa; Chordata; Actinopteri; Salmoniformes; Salmonidae
Product: piggyBac transposable element-derived protein 4-like
Exons: 2
Coding region: 235-1905 (556 amino acids)
Source: RefSeq, a predicted model, not a curated record
UAUUCGCCAUUGAAAAUUCUACAAGAAGCACCCACGCAGGUUACGCGCAGCAUUUCAGUUUUUUUAGAGCAUUUUCAGAACGGAAUAAUGGCAAAUAAAUCAGUCAAAUCGAAGACGAAGACCAAAUACACGGACCUACACGAUAUAAUUGACUAAAUAGAUAGAGAUAGUGAAAGUGAACACCAAAAUGAAUCGGAAAGUGAGAAUGAAUCCUUUGAUUCUGAAUUUGAGGAAAUGUUCCUCUACGGGGAAGACGCUGUUUUGGAUCGUCCCAGCGAUUCUGAUUGGGAGCCAAGGUGCAAAUCCCCCACUGAAGCUGGUCCAUCCAGCUGGACCCCUGCUGUUUCCGGCACCACACCUACCUCCGCCCGGUCAUCAAGGGGUGGUAAGCCGGCGGCAAAGAAGCGGAGGAAGGACAGCGUGGAACCGUCCAGAGCGUCCAGCGUAGAACCUGCCAGAGCGGAGGAGGACCGUUGGCACUCUGUUCUGGAGGAGGAUGUGGCCCCACCACCUCCAGUUUUCCGACCAAAACGCCCAGUAGGCCCUCAAUUGGACCUAACUUCCAAGUACAGCCCCAUGCAACUUUUCCAGUUGUUUUUCACCUCGGCAGUUGUUGAUACCCUGGUGAUGAAUGCGAAUAAGUACGGCGCUAAGAAGCAGGAAGGCAAGACAGAGGCAUGGAAGGCCAUUUCCAUGUCAGAUCUGUUUUGCUACCUUUCUAUGGUCAUCUACAUGGGGCUGGUGAAGUUGAAAACCCUGAAAGACUACUGGAAAACUGCACCCCUCUAUCAACUGCCUUUCCCCUCAACGGUCAUGUCUUGCAAAAGGUUUCUGACAAUUUCACGGGCGCUUCACAUCAGUGACCCAGAAGUUGAUAAGGACAGCGAGACGAAACGAGGCACGGCAGGGUUUGAUAAGCUCUGCAAGAUUAAACCUCUCUACCACGAUAUCAUUGAGGCAUGCAAGACUUAUUUUCAGCCCGCCCAGAACCUUUCCAUAGAUGAGAGAAUGGUAGCCUCAAAGGCCAGAAUUGGACUAAACAGUACAUGCGUAACAAACCGACAAAAUGGGUUUACAAACUGUUUGUUUUGGCCGAUUCUGCGUGUGCAUACACAUGCAAUUUUUUUUGUCUAUGAGGGGAAGCACAUUUGUGCAAGCGGUAAGGGACUUAGCUAUGACUCUGUGAUGCAGUUAUUAGAUUUCCAGUUGCUAGGGAACAGCUACAAACUAUUUGUAGACAACUUCUACACAAGCCCUACCCUGUUCACAGACCUGAGGAAGCUGGAGAUAUGGGCCUGUGGCACCAUUUGGACCAACAGAGUGGGCUUUCCAAAAACCAGGGUGAACGACACUUCUAAGCGGGCUGAGCGGGGUACCAUGAGAUGGAUCCGUGAAGAUGGCCUGCUCUUUGUGAAGUGGAUGGACACCAGAGAGGUAGUCAUGUGCUCCACUAUUCACAAGUCCUUCGGUGGGGAUCACGUUGUUCGACGUUUGAAAGGUCCUACAGGCGCUUGGACCACCAAAAAUGUCCCCAUUCCAGCUGCUGUGAAGGAUUACAACAAGAGCAUGGGAGGUGUAGACCUAUCGGAUGCGCUGAUAGGCUACUAUAAUGUUCUUCACAAGACCAUGAAAUGGUACAAGACUUUGUUUUAUCAUUUUAUUGACAUUGCUGUGGUGAAUUCCUUCAUCCUCCAGAAGGAAAUGGCCAAGAACUGUGGACAGCCCCCCAUCUCGCAGCUAGCCUUCAGGGAGCUGCUCAUCCAGGAGCUUGCUAACUACAGCAAGAACACUGUAGCGCCUUCUGUCCCCUCUACCUCUGUCCCUUCUGCUCCAACCAGUGGUACGCACAUGCUGAAAUUCAUCAUUGCAGGCAGGAAUGUGCCUCAGGGAAAAAAGGCUCAGUAGGGCGGCUUCGUUGUGCCCUGUGCCAUAAGAAGUCCCCUGUCACCUGCACCACCUGUUCUGUGACCCUCUGUUUUCCACCAGAGAGAGACUGCUAUGGGCUAUGGCAUCAGGAGCGCAACAUUGUGUAGAGGAUUGAGAGUCUUCACAUGAUUGAACAUUGAAGUGUAAAUAGUUACCCUUGAUAUUUUUUUGGUUGUUGAAAUAUUCAUAUUUUUUUUCUUGAAUUUUCCAAAUAUAUAUGUUUUGGGGUAUGUUAGAAUAAUUGUUUUGUAUUUUGUAUAUAGUUAUUUGUAUCAAUGUACCAAUUCGGCCACUUGGGUACAUUUGGGAAACUUGUGAGGGACACCUGGGUGACUUCAUGCUCAAUGGCAUGUACCUCACUCAUUCCUGAAGGUAUCUAUCUGAAACUUUGGUCAAAUACUGUUGCCUACUUAUAUUCUGAUUUGAAAUGAUCCCCAGUAUCAUAACUGAAUGUUUGGCCUUUCUGUUGAUUUUAAAGAUGCAACAACAGUAAAAGAACAAAAAACGUC